AGGCUCACUUCCGCCCGCGGGGGAGCGGCGGCGGUGGCGGCGCAGGAGACCGGUCCGGGGCGCCGAGGGAUUGACGGACGCACGGGCGGGCGGCCGGGAGCCAUGGAGCGCGGCCCCGGGGCCGGGGGGCGCGGGCCGCGGCGGCUUUCCCUCUGUGCCACACGGACACGCGAGGCUGCGAGGCUCCUGAGGGCUCAGCUUGGACCGCGAUGGGGCUGGGCCACGGCCUCCUAACGGGGCUUUUGUCUGGGGCGGUGGCCGGGGGUCGCCCUGUCCCCUGCCCACGUCUCCGAGCACCCCCAGCCCUCCCCUGCCGGGUGAGGCCCGCCCCGGCACCUGGCCCCCGCCAUGAACGGCCUGUCAGUGACCGAGCUUUGCUGCCUCUUCUGUUGCCCGCCCUGCCCCGGCCGCAUUGCCGCUAAGCUCGCCUUCCUGCCUCCGGAGCCCACCUACUCGCUGGUACCUGAGCCUGAACCCGGGCCUGGUGGGGCCGGGGCUGCCCCCUCAGGGAAUCUGCGGGCCUUGGCUGGCACCCCUGGGCGCUGGAAGCUCCACCUGAUGGAGCGUGCCGACUUCCAGUACAGCCAGCGCGAGCUGGACACCAUCGAGGUCUUCCUGACCAAGAGCAGCCGGGGCAACCGCAUCUCCUGCAUGUACGUGCGCUGUGUACCUAGUGCCAGGUACACAGUUCUCUUCUCGCACGGCAACGCAGUGGACCUGGGCCAGAUGAGCAGCUUCUACAUCGGCCUGGGCACACGCAUCAACUGCAACAUCUUCUCCUAUGACUACUCUGGUUACGGCGUGAGCUCGGGCAAACCCUCCGAGAAGAACCUCUACGCUGACAUUGAUGCUGCCUGGCAGGCCCUGCGCACCAGGUACGGCAUCAGCCCGGACAGCAUCGUCCUGUACGGGCAGAGCAUCGGCACGGUGCCCACCGUGGACCUGGCCUCGCGCUACGAGUGCGCCGCGGUGGUGCUGCACUCGCCGCUCACCUCGGGCAUGCGCGUCGCCUUCCCCGACACCAAGAAGACCUACUGCUUUGACGCGUUCCCCAACAUCGAGAAGGUGUCCAAGAUCACGUCGCCGGUGCUCAUCAUCCACGGCACGGAGGACGAGGUGAUCGACUUCUCUCACGGGCUGGCGCUGUACGAGCGCUGCCCGAAGGCCGUGGAGCCUCUGUGGGUGGAGGGCGCCGGGCACAACGACAUCGAGCUCUACAGCCAGUAUCUGGAGCGCCUCCGCCGCUUCAUCUCCCAGGAGCUGCCCAGCCAGCGCGCCUAGCCUAGUGGCCGGCCGAGCCGCGCCGGGACCUCAGCAAUAAGGCGGCGCCCGGACCCUGCCCCGGCCCCGGGGGCUGCAUGUGAACCCCCGGGCGCCCCACGCCCUAGAGGCAGCCGGCCGGCGGGGGUCGGGACCUGCCCUGGCCCCUGGGCCGUGGACAAUGUACAGGUGACGGAGCUAUGCGCUCCUUUCCUUUUGGAAGCGAAACGAAGGAAAAACGUGAAAACAGAAAUUAAAGAUUUAAAAUUUUAA
Molecule: messenger RNA, 1533 nt
Organism: Dama dama (fallow deer)
Lineage: Eukaryota; Metazoa; Chordata; Mammalia; Artiodactyla; Cervidae
Gene: ABHD17A
Product: abhydrolase domain containing 17A, depalmitoylase
Exons: 5
Coding region: 349-1281 (310 amino acids)
Biological process (GO): protein depalmitoylation
Cellular component (GO): plasma membrane; endosome membrane
Molecular function (GO): palmitoyl-(protein) hydrolase activity
Source: RefSeq, a predicted model, not a curated record